Molecule: messenger RNA, 174 nt
Organism: Postia placenta MAD-698-R-SB12
Lineage: Eukaryota; Fungi; Basidiomycota; Agaricomycetes; Polyporales; Adustoporiaceae
Exons: 3
Coding region: 1-174 (57 amino acids)
Biological process (GO): mitochondrial electron transport, cytochrome c to oxygen
Source: RefSeq, a predicted model, not a curated record
AUGCCCAUCGCUCCUAUUACUGGCAAGCUCAGGAAGCGCUUUUGGCUCGACCUCAGUGUCUCUCUCGGCAUGGGCAUCAGCGCGGGCUACGCGUUCUGGUAUGGCGUGCACCUCAAGCACGUCCAGAAGCAGGAGGAGUUCUACCUCAAGCUCGAGAGGGCCAAGCAGCAAUAG